CUUGAAGACCACCAGAUGUCUAUCCGCCAAUGAUGGCCGGUCUUCCACCUUCGCAUCUCCACCUGUCGGUAUCCCGAACCGACAAUCCGGCUUGUGGCUUGGAAAUCUAUUGAAUCUUACUGGACGUGAUCGUGGCCCCCAUGGGGAGCCCUCUUCAGCUGGGGACCCCACAGACAUCCUUUGUGGUAUCUGCAUUGAGACACUGCUAAGUGCGACCUGACCGUGCUUUAAUAUGCAGGGCUUGGUCCAUGUUCCGACGACUUCAGUAUCCUAUCCUCUCUUUGGGCCUCCUCUCUCUUAUCCUCGCAGCUUGACACCUUUCCCAACCAAACACUAUCUCUGUCUGUACCCAUCAUGACAUCUGCCGUGGACCACGCGAAAGCGGCAAUGAUAGCGGAGCAUAUGGAGCUGCCCGAGAAGGGUAUUCUCCCAGAACAACAACAGCAUUCGAAUGGAGACCUUCAACUCAUCAACACGAUUGGUGAGAUUCGAAGGAUCCCGAUCCCCUCCAGCGACCCUAACGACCCUCUCAACUAUUCCAAAUGGAGAAAGUUGGGCAUCUUGGUGUGCUGCUGCUGGUUUUCUAUCUUCUCGCUCGUCCUUGUUGGUGGUCUCGGCCCCAUCCUAGGAGUGUUCAUUGGUCUUUACGCACCGACUGGAAGAACAGUUCAGGAGGUAGUCAAUCUAACUACAUAUCCCAGUCUGGUGAUGGCAUUCGGCAGUUUCCUUAUCCUACCGCUGUCCAUGAUGUUUGGUAGACGACCUAUCUUCUUGGGAUGCUGCGUACUUCUGCUUGGCUCCACCCUUGGUGCUGGCGCAAGCAACUCCUACAACACACACAUGGCUUGCCGUAUUCUCCAAGGUGUCGCCGCAGGAGCUACCGAGUCUGUCUUGCCUCUGAUCAUCACCGAUAUGUCUUUCGUCGACGAGCGUGGUCUUUGGUUCGGUGUCUACUGGGGUUCUCAAAAUCUAAUCAAUACCAUAUUCGGCAUUAGUGCUUCAUAUCUCGUGGCUGCCACCUCAUGGAGAUACUUCUAUUGGGUCUUGGCCAUCUUUGCGGCCGGUGGUUUGGUCACUGGCUUCUUCCUGCUCGCGGAGACCAGGUAUACUCGAUCUCCCGCGUCUAUGGACGGGCAGGUCGUCUUCACCGAUGAGUGGGGGGUAAUACACUUCCUGACCGACGCUGAAGCUAGGGCACGCCUUGGUGAUGUGCAUCAGCCUGAUGACCAGGAGUACCGCGAGAAGACCUACCUUCAACAUCUCAACCCGGUUAGUGGCACAGCCCCUAAUGCCCUCAAGCUGGAUCUUGGUGCGAACGUCAAGAUGCUACAAGCAUGCAGUUCGCCCGGUGUCAUCUACGCUAUCUUAGCUUCUUCCAUCGCUCUCGGCGUCGGCAUCGCGAUGUCACUUGUUUACGCUUCAAUUCUUACCAUCUCCUUCCACUGGUCUGAGAAGUCGAUUGGUCUUGUCAACGUCGGCAUUUUCCCGGCCUCGCUCGCUGCCAUGUUCUAUGCUGGUUACUGCGGCGACAAGAUGAACAUCUGGCUAGCUAAGCGCCGCAAUGGUGUUCACCUCCCAGAGGACACCCUGGUCCAGCUCAUCCUGCCUUUUUUCGUCGGCGCAAUUGGCAUAAUCAUUUUCGCUGUAACAGCUAAUGCCCCUGAGAGUCACUCGUCUUGGGGAAUUAUCAUGGGCUGGACUCUCUACGAAUUCGCGUUCAUCGUUGUUCUGAUUACCACCACCCAUUUCGGCUCCGAAGCAUUCCCCAAGAACCCCGGACCAGCUUUGGUCGUUGUCAUUGGUGUCAAGAACAUAGUUUCUUUCGGCGCUUCCUUUGGAAUUGUUCCUAUGGUUCACGCAUUCAACUAUUUGACUGCAUUUAUGAUCUUGUUCGGCAUCUAUGUCGGCAUUUUCUUGCUUGGUAUCCCCGUCUACUUCUUCAACCCCAAGUGGAGAGCGUACAUGGCUAGAGAGAAGUAGACAGCGGUUCUCAGGUUGUGUAUAUAUCAACAGAUUGAACUAUGUAAAUAUGAGUUUCUAACUUCAAG
Messenger RNA from Aureobasidium pullulans EXF-150, 2048 nucleotides. RefSeq names its product MFS general substrate transporter. Gene Ontology annotation, molecular function: transmembrane transporter activity. The record is from RefSeq and is a predicted model, not a curated record. Gene Ontology annotation, biological process: transmembrane transport. Bases 355 to 1980 code for a protein of 541 amino acids. Lineage: Eukaryota; Fungi; Ascomycota; Dothideomycetes; Dothideales; Saccotheciaceae. The transcript has 3 exons.